Messenger RNA from Cavia porcellus (domestic guinea pig), 3026 nucleotides. It is a transcript of the gene Sike1, whose product is annotated as suppressor of IKBKE 1. The coding region runs from base 95 to 682 and encodes 195 amino acids. The record is from RefSeq and is a predicted model, not a curated record. Lineage: Eukaryota; Metazoa; Chordata; Mammalia; Rodentia; Caviidae. The transcript is spliced from 6 exons.
UUGCCGGAAGUGACGCAUACAUAGCUAAGACCAGGGGAACGUUUGACCUAAUCGCCUAGGUGACUAGAUCAGAGGCUGUGAUCCUCCAACUGCUAUGACCUGCACGAUCGAGAAGAUCUUGACAGACGCCAAGACCCUGCUGGAGAGGCUGCGGGAACACGAUGCGGCCGCUGAGUCGCUGGUGGAUCAGUCUGCGGCGCUGCACCGACGGGUAGCAGCCAUGCGGGAGACCGGGACUGCGCUUCCGGACCAGCAUCAAGAAGAUGCAUCCGACGUGAAGGAGAUGACCAAACAUAAACCUCACAUUCUGCUGUCCCAAGAGAACACACAAAUUAGAGACUUGCAACAGGAAAACAGAGAGCUGUGGGUUUCCUUGGAGGAACACCAGGAUGCUUUGGAACUCAUCAUGAGCAAAUACCGGAAACAGAUGUUACAGUUAAUGGUUGCUAAAAAAACAGUGGAUGCUGAACCAGUCCUGAAAGCUCAUCAGUCUCACUCUGCAGAAAUUGAAAGUCAAAUUGACAGAAUCUGUGAAAUGGGAGAAGUGAUGAGAAAAGCAGUUCAGGUGGAUGAUGACCAAUUUUGUAAGAUUCAGGAAAAACUAGCCCAAUUAGAGGCAGGCACUUACACCACUGAGCUAAAUCCCCAACCCAGUAAGAGGAAAAUAUUAUUAAGAAUUUGAAAAAUAGAAGAAAUAAUAGUAAAACCCAUGGGACUUUAAUCACAAACACUUGAAAAUAAAGAACUCCGAGAAUUAUUAUCCAUCAGCAGUGAGUCUCUUCACACCAGAAAGGAAAACUCAGUGGAUACUGCUUCCCAACCCAUCAAGUAAUUGAACUUAUGAGUGAUGCCUGGAGACUGCCUAUUAAGGAAGGAAGUUACUGUCUUUUCAUUUGUCCUUUCAGUGUCUUGCCUGAGAGUUUAGUGUUGAUUAAAGGUAUCAAAUGGCAGUUUAGAAUUCCUAGUCAGUAUCUACUGUCCACAAAACAAGUUUUUGGGUGUAUUAGAAUAUACAUGGAGUUUCACCAUUCCUUUCUCUAAGAGACUACCCUUUCCAUUUUUAUUUGUGAAGCCUUGAUUUAUAUAAACUAUAUUUUCAGUUCAUUUUUCUUUUUCACAUCUUUGAAACUUUAAAUAUUUUACUAUAAGCCAAUUAUUUUUAUUUUAUAUAAGAUUGUAAAAUGUACUUCUAACAAUUUUUUAAAAGAGAAUUAAGUUUUUAAAUCUAUUUGGCAUAAGCUGAAUUUUUUCCAUUUGACAAAAAUAGUAUGAUUCCCUAGAACUAAAUUGGCAGACUCUGAUUGUAAUGUCAUUCAUCUGGGCAGUUUUGAGUCUUUCUGGUGCUCAGAGUUGGCACUGUAUAGUCAGGUGUCUUUCACUCUGAAUUUGAGAGACCCUACUGCUACCGUAGUCCCACGGAUUGAAUUUGAAAACAAAUGGUAGUAUAAUCAUUAUAUCAGUCAAAAUACUGAGGAACUUGUCCUGUGUGUGUGUGCCACACGUGCAUGUAAUUCACAUGCCAGAAUAUUUAUUUGACUAAAUAUAAGUAGUCUUUGGCUGAGAGGUGUAGCUCAGUGGUAAAAUGCUUGCCUAGCAUGGACCAGGCCCUGGGUUCAGUCUCUAGCACCUCAAAAAAACAAAUAAUUUUCACUUACUAAGAAAUCUUCCAUUUAGGUAGUUUACCUAACUGUGAAGGGCAGAACAUAUCAUAGCUUUAUCUGCAGCAUAGUUCUUAGGUACACAUAUAUACAUAUACAUAUAACUUUUAUACUCAAAAGCCAACACUUCUUAAUGUUUCUUUACUAGCACUAAUAGGUAGCAUUUUUUUUUUUUUUUGAUCUGUUCUUUUGCAUGGAAGCAUUUUUAUUACCUAAAGAGAGUUACUAACAUAAUGUAUAGGCUAACAACAAAGCAAAAUUGAGAUUCAAAUGCUGGAUUGUGAACUAAGUUCACUUAACUCAUUCUUCUGUCUCAGUUACUCAUAUUAUAAAUUUAUAAAUUACAUACAGUUAUGCCAUCCAUUUGGGUUUUCUCAAGUAUUUGAAACAGUGGAUGCUAAACCUGUUAAUAGUUUCCAGUAACAUUACAUACCACACUGCAUGAGAGAAACACUGUGCUAAGGAGUUACUUGCUAGUGAUUUUUGUGCUGUAAAUUUCUUUUGUACUGUUCUAAUGAACUAAUUCCAGCUGAAACAACAAAAUCUCAGCAAGAUGUUGUAAAAGCAUCUGAUCCCUGCAGUACUGAACUUUGCUAGAGUAGUAGACAGUAGAAGACCUACAUCAUUUUUGAAAUUUUCAAUUUUCUAUUUGAUGUCCUGCAAAGAGUUCCCUAAAAAUACUUCCAUGCCCAAGUGAGAGCAUUUUUAUUUCAUUUCCUAAGAAUAAACAAAGUUACUCUAGCUAUUUGCCUUGAAGUAUGUCCUAAAUGCCCUAGGUUGUCCCCCAAGUCCAUUUAGGAGGCAAAUAUACUGUAUCAUUUAUCAGUCACUAUGACUAUCAGUCACUAUGGCAGGUGUCCUGUAAACUGAUAAAGUUAUUCAGUAAGAUGUAAUAGGGUGUCCCUUCACCUGCCAUAUGCUCCUUUAGAUCUCUUUAGGAAGUUCUUUUACAUCUCAAGUGUCAACAUAAAUUUGUAUGUUAACUUCUCCCUGGAAAAGCAAAAGCUUGAAAUAUGAGUAGAAAGAGCAAGUGAGAUGUGGUGAUGCACAUCUGUAAUCCUAGCACUUGGGAGUCUGAGGCAGGAGGAUCUCCAUGAGUUCAAGGCCAGCCUAAGCUACAUAGUAAGUUCAAGGCCAAUCUAAACUAUAUAGUGAGACCUGUCUCAAAAAAAAAAAUAUAAACAGCUCUCAAUGCCCUACAUCAUAUAAAUUUUAGCUGGUAUUAAUGCUGUGAAAGGUAAUAAGUAGUUACAAAAUUGAAUGGAGGAGGAAUAGUAAUUUCUCUUUUGUAUUGUGUAAAGGGAAUUGACUGGCAUGAAAAAAUUUUAGUAUGAAAUUAUUUCUAAUAAAAGGCUGUUUUUGAGAAUA